This is a messenger RNA of Hyaloperonospora brassicae, 1656 nucleotides long. NCBI's taxonomy places the organism in Eukaryota, Oomycota, Peronosporomycetes, Peronosporales, Peronosporaceae. The record is from the annotation of a GenBank genome assembly.
AUGGGCAACCGGAACCGCAGCGUGAGCAUGGCCGUGCCGUCGAAUGCACCUCCGAGCAAGAAACAUCGGGCGUCGGACGACGAGCUCGAGCAAGCGACGCCUCCUUGUGCCUCAGCACCGUGUGCGUCGUUGUCGACCAAUGAGACGGACGCAGCGGCUGCUGCGAGUGCUGGAGGUCGAGGGGAUAAAGUGAGUGAUGGGACGGACGUUCCGGACGUGGAAGAAGACGACCAAAAUGGAGAUGCUCAGUCAUCGUUACUGACUUCGAUGCUGUCGUUUGGACGCGACAUGAAUGGAUCGGAUGACGAUAGUGACGUCAGUGAAGAGGCGUUCAGCAACUGGCUUGUCGAACAAAAAAGCGCCGGCAUGCCUGCGUGUCAAAUGCUUGAUGCGCUCGGAUUAGGCGUGUCGGAAGGCGUUGCUGUGGACGACGAUGAACUGUGGCAAGUCUUGCUUUCCAUGGGUAUUCGACUCGUGAAGCCGUCACUUACGCGACCACGUGGUAAACUAGAUACGGUCAACACACUGCAAGAUGUGGCAUCGCUGCUGCGAUCGAGCAAGAAGAUUGUGGUACUUGCAGGUGCAGGCAUCUCUGUGUCUUGUGGCAUUCCCGACUUUCGCUCCGAAAAUGGCAUUUACAGCCGCCUUAGCGAGUACAACUUGCCAAACCCCCAGUGCAUGUUUGACAUUGAGUUUUUCCGGUCGAAUCCUCGACCCUUCUUUGCAUUUGCAAAAGAGUUGUUUCCCAAAUCCAGCGGUUUUACGUUUGUGCCGUCUCGGAGUCACUACUUUUUGAAGCUACUGGAGGAGAAGGGUAAGCUGCUACGAAUUUACAGUCAGAAUAUUGACAUGUUAGAGCAAGCAGCAGGCAUUUCGCACGAACAUGCUGUGCUUUGCCACGGCUCCUUUGCAACAGCCACGUGUCUGGCGUGUAAACAAGUGUAUCCAAGCGAGGCGAUUCGUGGUGAGGUGCUCAACCAACGAGUGCCGAUGUGCAAGUCGUGUAAUUCGCCGGGUGGAAUUGUAAAGCCUGAUAUCGUGUUUUUUGGUGAAUCGCUACCCCGGCGUUUUCAUGACUCCAUAAAGAGUGAUGAAGGCGAGGCAGAUCUCGUGCUUGUCAUGGGUUCAUCACUCAAGGUGAAUCCCGUGCGCAGCAUCGUAGGUCGGUUCAAAAAGGACACGCCCAUGAUCUUGAUCAACAGAGAACCAGUGGGACGUCCGCACAAGUUUGACGUAGAGCUGCUAGGAUAUUCAGACGAGAUUGUGCAGGAGCUGUGUCGAUUGCUUGGAUGGGACAUACCAGAGCCUGACUUGGCACUUCUGGGUCAGUCCAAUCUUGCUCCACCAGCAGUGGCACCUUCAAGUACUCUCGCACCCUUGUCGUUCGAGUUCGUCCAUCCAUCAAGAUACUUGUUCAACGGUUCCAAGUCAACAUAUUGCAGUUCGAGCGACGGUGGUGGCAGCAGCUCCUCGAGUGAGGACGGGACAAGUGGAGGACAGGACAUGAAUUCUAGCGCAGAUGACAUGGCCGUAGCGAUAGACGCUGGCGACGAGGAGAGAGCACCGUCCACCGAUGACCUGGUCGAAGGCGACCAAGACGAUUUGAUGGGAAGUGGAAACGAGCUGUUGGGGUCUACGAGUUUUGACGACAACUGA